GAGCCAGCGCUUGUGUGUAGAUUCCACUGAAAAGCUGUCACCUUUCCAAAAUACCAAGCCUGCUUCCCAACUACCAGCAGCAGCAGCACCGGCAAACCAACAAAAACAAGCGCCUUUAACUAUCAGGCCAGCCCUGCUAAGAGCCUGAGAGAGAGCCCUCCUCAUCCUCACCUGACCUUCCUCUCACACAGGAGGAGGGGGCAGAGACAAUCCCUCUUAGUGCUGCCCAAAAGAGAGAAAAAAAAAUCCAAGUCUUUUCUCAACAAAGUGCUGAGCAGAGUUGCUUUUUUUCCCCCCUAUCCCACCCCCCCCCUGCCCAGUUGGUAGCUCCCAGAUUCCCCCUAACAAUAACCAAGUGGCAUCAGUUUGUGAGUCCAGCAGAAAGAAAGAGCCCCGGAUAAAGCUUCCGAUCGCCCUUUGGAUACAAAACGCUCCAACUCGGACACUUCUGCGAUCGCACUAAGAAGCCCCCUUGUUUCUUUGUGAUCUGUUUCUCAUUAUCCAACGAGCUCCAUUCUCUGAAGCUAAAACGUAUACCGUCCGUCAACGUGUGACGCAGAAUAAGUGAAAACAGCCUGGAGGAACAUUACUGCUGACAUAGAAGUUGCACGUACAGGAGAACAACAACUCUUGGCAGGGUUUUCUGAGUAGUCCUCUUUGGGUUGAGGCUUGGAGGAGCCUCUCCUUACCCUCCGGCACACAGCACCAGCUAUGGACCCAAAUGGGUGGAGUGAGGCCGGGAGCCCGGCGGAGAGCACAGAUGACUUGGGAGAUUCUAUGGAGAAGAGUUUAGACAAUGAUGCAGAAGGCGUGUGGAGUCCUGACAUAGAGCAGAGCUUUCAUGAAGCCUUGGCUAUUUACCCACCAUGUGGAAGACGCAAAAUUAUAUUAUCGGAUGAAGGCAAAAUGUAUGGCCGGAAUGAGUUGAUAGCCAGAUACAUAAAACUUCGAACAGGAAAGACACGUACUAGAAAACAGGUGUCCAGCCACAUACAAGUCCUGGCACGGAGGAAAUCCCGUGAGAUCCAGUCCAAGCUGAAGGCUAUGAACAUGGAUCAGGUAGCCAAGGAUAAAGCUCUUCAGAGUAUGGCAGCAAUGUCCUCGGCACAGCUUAUAUCUGCCACAGCCAUCCAGAACAAGCUGGGGGUAUCUAGCAUCUCUCAGACACCGUUCCCUCCCACUCCUGGGACCCCAGACUUUUUCCAGUUUUGGCCAGGCGGUGGCCAACCCCGACCAACACAGGACAUUAAGCCGUUUUCCCAGCCUCCAUACCCCCUGCAGUCUGCUGCCCCCCCUCCUGCUGUACCAGGUUAUAAUGCAACUCCUGCCAGUCUUUCCCCUAUUCCUUCUGGGCCUGCAUGGCAGGGUCGCUCCAUUGGCACUCCGAAACUGCGUAUGGUGGAAUUCUUAGCCUUCAUGGAACAGCAAGGAGAACCAGAUGCAUACAACAAACACCUCUAUGUCCAUAUUAGCCAGUCAAACCCUUCCUACAGUGAUGCUUUGCUGGAAUCUGUUGAUGUUCGUCAGAUCUAUGACAAGUUCCCCGAGAAGAAAGGAGGUCUAAAAGAGCUCUAUGAGAAAGGACCUCCAAAUGCUUUCUUCUUGGUCAAGUUCUGGGCUGAUCUAAACAACAACAUCCAGGAUGAGCCAGGUGUAUUUUAUGGUGUCAGCAGUCAGUACGAAAGUCCAGAGAACAUGACCAUCACUUGUUCUUCCAAAGUCUGCUCAUUCGGAAAACAAGUGGUGGAGAAAGUGGAGACUGAAUAUGCUCGGUUUGAAAAUGGACGUUUCCUUUACCGAAUCCACCGCUCACCUAUGUGUGAAUAUCUCAUCAACUUCAUCCAUAAGCUGAAGCAGCUACCGGAAAAAUACAUGAUGAACAGCGUAUUAGAAAACUUCACUAUUCUACAGGUGGUUACAAACCGGGACACCCAGGAAUUGCUUCUGUGCAUAGCUUAUGUCUUUGAAGUAUCAACCAGUGAGCAUGGAGCUCAGCAUCACAUCUAUCGGCUGGUGAAAGACUGAGCUGAAAUGCCGAGCUCCCUUCCCCUCAUCUUAGCCAUGUUGGACUGGCAGAAAUAAUCAUGUGCAAAGGUGGAGGCAUCUUGCAUUUUCCUUGAGCCUCUGAACUGUCAAUCGGCAGGAGACUAAAACAAGCAACAGUGGAUGGGACCCUAAAAUAAAUGCAUGGACCGGGGGGGGGGGGGGGAAGGGCCACAAAAACCACAAAGACCUCACCCUUACAGAACCUUUUCUGUGUUAUGUUUUGAGCCAAAAGGAAUAUAUAUAAAUAUCUCUAUAAAUAUAUAUAAAUAUAUGUUUGUGUGUGAAACAGUUUCCAAAACGUGAAAACCAUGGAAAAGCCCAGAUGUCUUUUUUUUUUUUUUGUAUUCAAUUUUUUUUCACAUUUUGUGACUGCCAAGUGCAUCUGUUCAUGGUACGGAACCAGUUUAGGGAGCGGAACAAUAAGAAGGACAUGAGAAUAGCCUCCUCCAUACGCUUCCUGCUCUGAUUGCCAAUGAAAUGCAACGUCUGCACUUUCCGUGGUACAAAAUGUUCAUGCUAAAUUCACUACGAAAACAGCCCACUACAGCUCUGUAUAUGGUAAACAUAGGCUUGCACAGUAUUUUACUCUGGUUCACUUUGCACUGGUUGUGUUUAGUGGGAAGUUCUUAAAGGAUAUCUUUAACAUAUCAGGGAGUAUCAGGAAAGCGAAUUCUACUGUGUAUUGAGUUAAAUGCCCCUUUGGUCUUUAAUAUUGCUCGAAUUUAAAGCCAUCCAGGUGCAUUUUAUCUUCAUUAUGGACUUGUGAAGUGUUUUGGAAGCCAGAGGGUCGUAUAUAAUGUUAUUUUAUUUGUGGGUAGUAGAACAGUUCUCUUUCUUGCCGAGAAGCGUUGUCCUAACUGAAUGGACAAAGUUUGAGGCAUUACGAUCAGGUCCCCUUAAUAUCUUUUCUGGUUGGAAAGAUAGACCAAGAAGAGAUGUGUGUUUUUCUUUUUGUUUUUCCUUUAUUGUUUUGUAAUAUAUAUAUAUAAAUAUAUAUAUAUACCAGAGACUCAACCUUCUACUGUUGUCAGUGUGGCACUUCUAACAUGUUUCUCUAAUGGGAAGCAAAGAAGAAACAAGAAACUUGACACUAACAAAGGCCAUUGCUGAUUAAUCUCUGGCCUUCUGGACUAUAAAAAAUUAGUAUUUAAAAGCCAAGUAUUUAGAGACUUUCACCCUCUUCUGUCACAUAUUCAGUGCCUAAAAUUAACGGGGGGGAAGACAUCUAUUUUUUGUAUUGAAAAGCCAACGCGCUAAUGAGUGGAUUUGAUAUUGUACUAUGAAAAUAAUAAUUAAAAAUUGUACUUAACCGUCA
Xenopus laevis (African clawed frog) is the source of this 3361-nucleotide messenger RNA. RefSeq names its product TEA domain transcription factor 4 S homeolog (gene tead2.S). The transcript has 16 exons. The record is from RefSeq and is a predicted model, not a curated record. Gene Ontology annotation, biological process: regulation of DNA-templated transcription; regulation of transcription by RNA polymerase II; embryonic organ development. Lineage: Eukaryota; Metazoa; Chordata; Amphibia; Anura; Pipidae. Gene Ontology annotation, molecular function: DNA binding; DNA-binding transcription factor activity, RNA polymerase II-specific; RNA polymerase II cis-regulatory region sequence-specific DNA binding. Bases 712 to 2025 code for a protein of 437 amino acids. Gene Ontology annotation, cellular component: transcription regulator complex; nucleus.